UGAACUGCGGCAGCAUCUGUGCCCUCUGUGCGCGGACACCAAGACUGGCACCUUGUAUGGCCUAGUGCGUUCUGCCUGCGUUACCUGCCGAUUCCUACCCGACCAUAUUCUACCCAUUUCCUGGAAGAGCUGAGGCCUCAGUUCACACCGAGGCCCCAGCCCCUCUCUCACUGGCCCUGAGAAGGCCCGGCCUUAAGGAGAGGGUGAUGGAAGGGUCCCCAGAGGCUGGGGGUGAGUCCCCAGACACCCAGGGUCACGCCACCGACUGGAGGUUUGCUGUGUGCAGUUUCAGGGAUGCCUGGGAUGAGGAAGAACCUGCUUCGCAGAUGCAGGUUAAAGACCCUAAUCCCACAAGACCACCGGCAGGGGCAGCCCAGGGUGAUGGGCUACAGUGCAGCCCCUUGCCUGGAGAGUUUCAGUCACCCCCAGGACAGAUGGCUGCAGAUGGGUCAGGGGAUGGCCAGAGGAGCACAUUAGGAGGUUCCUCGGUCAAGUCAGAGGAACCAGCCUUCUCUGAAGUUGAGAGCCUUCUAUGCCCAAUGUCCUCCCACCUCAGCCUGGCACAGGGCAAGAGUGCCAGCCAAGGGGGAGGGUUGGGAGGGGACCCAGUUCCAGGCGGGGUAAUGCCAGCCAGCUUGGGUCCUGAGGGGUUGGAAAGUGACCCUGUGGACCUUGGAGACUCUUCAUCUGAGACGUCAUCAGAGCUGCUGGAGUCAGACCCCAGUGGAUCCAGCCUCUCUAAGCCCACUGACUACCUCCUGGCCCAAGACCUCACCUGGGAGCUGCUGGCCAGUGGCAUGGCAGCCCUACCAGGGACUCGGGAUGUAGAAGGUCGAGCAGUACUGCUUCUCUGUGCCCAUAGCCCAGCCUGGCUUCACCCCAAGUGCAGCAGCCGUGAACUCAUCCGCCUCCUGCUUUACCUGCGAAGCAUCCCCAGACCUGAAGUACAGGCCCUGGGACUGACCGUGCUAGUGGAUGCCCGAAUUUGUCCCCCGAGCUCUUCCCUCUUCUGGGGGCUCAGCCAACUGCAAGAAGCAGCCCCAGGGUCAGUGCACCAGGUGCUCCUAGUGGGAAAGAUGCCUGAGGAGGUGCCUUCAGGGCUGCAGCUAGAGCAGCUGCCCUCUCAUCAGAGCCUGCUGACCCACAUCUCUACCUCGGGGUUGCCCACUUCACUGGGAGGAGGCCUGCCUUACUGUCACCAGGCCUGGCUGGACUUCCGGAUGCGUCUGGAAGCCCUACUGCAGAGCUGCCAGGUGGUUUGUACCCUGCUCCAGGGGGCCAUUGAGAGCGUGAAGGCUGUGCCUCAGCCCAUGAAGUCUGGGGAAGUCAGUCAAUUGCUACGGCAGGCACGGGUCCUGAUGCAGCAUGUGCUAGACUCGCCACGGCUGGCAUGGCUACAGUGCCAGGGGGGAUUGGAGCUGGCAUGGCUGAAGCAGGAGGUCCCAGAGGUGACCCUGAGCCCAGACUACAGGCCAGCGGUGGACGAGGUCGAUGAGCUGUAUGGGCGUGUGGACGGACUGCUGCACCAACUGACCCUGCAGAGUAACCGUCGAGUACAGGCACUGGAGUUGGUCCAGACGCUGGAGGCCCAGGAGGGCCGGCUGCACCAGAUUGAAGUGUGGCUACAGAAGGAGGGCUGGCCAGCACUUGAGAAGCCAAGGGAGCCCUCACUGGACAUGCUGCUCCAGGCUCAAGGCCCCUUUCAGGAGCUGGACCUGGUUGCCCAGGAGCAGGUCAGGCGAGGUGAGAAGUUUCUGCAGCCACUGGCUGGCUGGGAGGCAGCUGAACUGGGCCCCCCUGGGGCCCGCUUUCUGGCCUUGCAAGCCCAGCUGACUGAAUUUUCUAGGGCUUUGGCCCAGCGGCGGCAGCAGCUGGCAGAUGCUGAGAAGCUGUUGCAGUUCUUCAAGCAGGCUUCAACAUGGGCUGAGGAGGGGCAGCGGGUAUUGGCAGAGCUGGAGCAGGAGCGCCCAGGGGUCGUGCUGCAACGGCUGCAGUUGCAUUGGACCAAGCACCCUGACUUGCCUCCUGCCCACUUCCGAAAGAUGUGGGCUCUGGCCACAGGGCUGGGCUCCGAAGGCAUCCGCCAGGAGUGCCGCUGGGCCUGGGCGCGGUGCCAGGACACCUGGCUGGCCCUGGACCAGAAGCUAGAGGCUGCCCUGAAGCCACCACCAACAGGCAGCACAGCUAGCCUGUGUGUCAGUCGGGUCCCUGCUGCACCUGCCACCCCUCCCCUGAGGAAAGCAUACAGCCUUGAUCGGAAUCUGGGGCAGAGUCUCCGAGAGACUGCCCACCAGUGCCACCAUGGGGCCAUUGUGGCUGCCUGCCAUGGACCAGAGGCCGGAGGUGGUGCCCAGCCAGGGUCAUCCCUUACCAUGCCUCCAUCAGGCAGCUCUGACCCCAGGAGCCCCAACAGGCUCCAGCUGGUGCUGGCGGAGAUGGUGGCUACAGAGCGGGAGUAUGUCCGUGCCCUUGACUACACCAUAGAGAACUACUUCCCUGAGCUGGAUCGCCCUGAUGUGCCCCAGGGCCUCCGUGGCCAGCGUGCUCACCUCUUUGGCAACCUGGAGAAGCUGCGGGACUUCCACUGCCAUUUCUUCCUGCGUGAGCUGGAGGCCUGCACGCGGCACCCACCCCGGGUGGCCUAUGCCUUCCUGCGUCACAGGGUGCAGUUUGGGAUGUAUGCCCUCUAUAGCAAGAAUAAACCUCGCUCUGAUGCCUUGAUGACCAGCUAUGGUCACAUCUUCUUCAAGGACAAGCAGCAAGCACUGGGGGACCAACUGGACUUGGCCUCCUACCUUCUGAAGCCCAUCCAGCGCAUGAGCAAGUAUGCACUGCUGCUGCAGGAGCUGGCACGGGCCUGUGGGGGGCCCACGCAGGAGCAGAGUGCCUUGCGGGCCGCCCAGAGCCUUGUGCGCUUCCAGCUGCGACAUGGCAAUGACCUGCUAGCCAUGGACGCCAUCCAGGGCUGUGACGUUAACCUCAAGGAACAGGGGCAGCUGGUGCGACAGGAUGAGUUCACAGUGCGCACUGGGCGCCACAAGUCCUUGCGCCGUAUCUUCCUCUUUGAAGAGCUGCUGCUCUUCAGCAAGCCUCGCCGAGGACCCACAGGCGUCGACACAUUUGCCUACAAGCGCUCCUUCAAGAUGGCAGACCUUGGCCUCACUGAAUGCUGUGGGGAUAGCAACCUGCGCUUUGAGAUCUGGUUCCGCCGUCGCAAGGCCAGGGACACCUUUGUGCUGCAAGCUGCCAGCUUGGCCACCAAGCAGGCUUGGACAGCUGACAUCUCUCGCCUGCUCUGGAGGCAGGCCGUCCACAACAAGGAGGUGCGCAUGGCUGAGAUGGUGUCCAUGGGUGUGGGGAGCAAGGCCUUCCGGGACAUCGCCCCCAGCGAGGAAGCUAUCAACGACCGCACCAUCAACUACUUCCUGAAGUGCCGAGUUCGCUCUCGGGCCUCCAUUGCUGUGGCCCCAUUUGACUAUGACAGCCCCUACCUGGGGGCCUCGAGCUCCCUUCCUGGAGACCCUGCCUCUUGCUCUGUACUGGGGUCCCUCAACCUGCACCUGUACAGAGACCCAGCUCUUCUGGGCCUCCGCUGGCCCCUGUAUUCCACCAGCUUCCCAGAGGAAGCAGCACUGGAGGCUGAAGUGGAGCUGAGCAGCCAGCCGUCUUUGACUCCUGAGGACUCAGAGGUCUCAUCCCAGUGCCUGUCAGCCAGUGGCUCCAGUGGCUCUGACAGCAGCUGUGUGUCAGGGCAGGCCCUGGGCAGGGGCCUGGAGGACUUGUCCUAUGUCUGAGCCUGGGCUUGAAGGUGGACAGUGGACCCGGCAGUCUGUAGAUCCAAGGAACAUCACCUCCUCUCAGGAUCUGCUGUGACCAGGGCAUGGCUGGCACUUGGUCCAUCUCCAGCCCACGUGAACAGCCCUAUUGACUGCCCUUUCUGAGGUCUGUGCCCAUUGGCAGACCAGCAGGGGUCUCUCCAGGGGAGUCUGGCUGCAGAGCCUUCAGACUCUCAUUUAUGAGCUCAUUCAUGAGCACCCUGAUCCUGGGCUCCUGGCCCUGUAUCCAUCCCCUUCUUUUGUCCCCCUUUCCAGCUCCCAUCCCAGUUGUGGAUUAGGAUUAGGCUAAGCAGAGGGUGGGUGUUUGUUUCCAUGCUCUAGGCUGGUGGAGCACCAAGUGGCUCUGGCAGUGACUGGGCUGCCCCCCACCCUCAGGAGGAACACAGGUGGCUUCCCAGCAGCUGCUUCCCACCCCUAGAUCUCAAAGCCACAUUCCCCAAACUUAGGGGCAGGCCCAUCCCUAUUGGACCCUUACUCUUGCUUGCUGUAGCUCCCCAGGCCCAGCCCCUUCUUUCCUGGGUCAGUUU
Ceratotherium simum simum (southern white rhinoceros) is the source of this 4363-nucleotide messenger RNA. NCBI's taxonomy places the organism in Eukaryota, Metazoa, Chordata, Mammalia, Perissodactyla, Rhinocerotidae. The record is from RefSeq and is a predicted model, not a curated record.